ACGAAAUUGCCUUUCAGAGCAAUGACAUGGGCGCAGUUGAUGUUCGAAGCGGCAAAACUGAUCAUUCGUGGUGGCCAUAAGCUGGGAAUAGCAUUGUAUUUGAUCGCUUGCACUAUCUACAGUUUUGGCUACUUCUUGAUGAUCAGUGGAAGAGACGAAGAAGAAAGCGAACAGGCUGCACUACCGAUGCCUGAAAGUGCAACAUCACGUUUCCAAGCGCAACACUCGACCGAAAUUCCUUCAUAUCGGAAUCGUUCUCGCGAAUACGAUAUAUUCGGUGUGCAUGUGCAUCAUGACGUGGACCAGCAACCACCAUCGCCGAUGUCGCAAACCCACACUUCUGAAAAUGAGCUGGGUCAGUGCUAUAGUCUUUGCAUUUGGAGUUAG
Molecule: messenger RNA, 387 nt
Organism: Anisakis simplex (herring worm)
Lineage: Eukaryota; Metazoa; Nematoda; Chromadorea; Rhabditida; Anisakidae
Source: the annotation of a GenBank genome assembly